Messenger RNA from Xyrichtys novacula (pearly razorfish), 11096 nucleotides. The record is from the annotation of a GenBank genome assembly. Lineage: Eukaryota; Metazoa; Chordata; Actinopteri; Labriformes; Labridae.
AAAAAUGCAUGAGGGGCUGUUUUAUCACAGCAUGCACCUAGAUCACGGCCUCACUCACACAUUUCCCCAUCUACAGGGUCAUGACAGGGACCAGUCCUCGUCCAUGGUUCCAAAAGGUUUGACAGGUUUACUGCUAUGUCCCAACAGGCCAAUCACAUGAAACCUCAUAUAGACCGAAGGCCACAGCCAGAUGGCUUCAAUGAAGGUCUGCCAUUUCACUCCAUGUAUCCUUUAUCUCUUUAAUACAUUACCUCAGGACUCAAAGAGUUAUCAUCUUUCACAGGUAAGUAAAGCCUCACUUUCACCCCUGUGUUUUAGCCAUGGUAUUUGCUGAGGUUUAGAUUUUCUCCUCAUUGUACCCUCAAAUGUUGAGGCUCUACAUGGCUGCGAUUGUGUCAUGAAAUCACCUCAAAAACUCUCUUCUGUAUUUUAUCCAACCCCCAAAAUCUCAGGUUGUCCCGUCAUCGUAAGCCCUUGUGUUUAUUAGAUAUCUUUCAAAGACCUUGCACAAGAUUCAAGGAUUCCUGAUCAAGCCCCAAAGUAAAUAAUUAGUUGACAAAGCAAAGGGGGGUAGAACAGAAUCCUGCUGACUGACACAGAGGACUGCCAUAAAAGAUCUGCAUAAAUCCCCUGAUACUCAUACUGAACCUGUAGGAUUGAUCAGAAAUCCUGUUUUUUCAUAAUGCGCCAGCAUUUCAAGAAGAUUUUAAUGAGGGCAUUUUGAUGACCUCUUAAAUUACUCUCCAUUGGUGAUGCUACAAGGAAGUUAUCUUGUUGAAAACUGUUUGUUACUGAAUACCAGAACAUGUCACUGCACACCCUCCACAUUUCUACACCGAUAAAUAUUACUCCUGUAUAAACUGCAUUUUAUACCCCGACUCCAUUAUUGCACAUGUAUGUACAAUAAAGAAAAAUACAGGCUCACUGAAAUUGUAAGCCCCACCUCAUUCUGCCAGGUUGAGUCAUAUAAAGUAACGUUAAAAAAUUAACAAUGAGUGUCAAAACAGAAAAGACAGGUCUAAUAAUAAUUCUGUUUUUAAUUUCACUGCAUGUGAUGCUUGUGAGAAUCAGAGGACUUGCUUUCUGGGACGUCAGCUACUAUAUGGCCUUAAGCAGGAACUUCAGACAGAAGAAACAAGAGUAGCGCAAGGAGUUUGCCGGUAAAUGUUUUUAUUUCAAAAAUUUUACAUUGAAAAAAAAUAGAUCCAUUUUAUCAAUGAACUUAUUUUAUUCUGCCGAUAGUGUGUUUGUGUUUAUGUGUGUGUGUGUAUAUAUAUAUAUACUGUAUAUAUAUAUAAUAUAUAUAUAUAUACAUACUGUAUAUAUAUAUAUAUAUAUAUAUAUACAUAUAUACUGUAUAUAUAUAUAUAUACUGUAUAUACAGUAUAUAUAUAUAUAUAUAAACACACACACACCUUCUCAUUCAAUGUCUUUUUAAAAAAAAAUUAUAUGACUAUUUACAUUGUAGAUUAUCACUGAAGGCAUCGAAACUAUGAAUGAACACUUGUAGAAUUUUGUACUUAUAAAAAAGUGUGAAAUAUUUUGUUAUGUUACAUUUUGUUAUGUUACAGCCUUAUUCCAAAAUGGAUCAAAUUCCCCUUUUCCCUCAAAAAUUCUACACAAAAUGCCCCAUAAUGACAUAACGAAAAACUUUUUUUAGAACAUUUUGCAAAUUUAUUAAAAAUAAGAACACUCAAAUGUUGCAUAUACAUAAGUAUUCACACCCUUUACUCAGUACUUGGUUGAAGCACCUUUGGCAGCGAUUACAGCCUCCAGUCUUCUUGUGUAUGAUGCAACAAGCUUGGCACACCUGGAUUUGGGGAGUUUUUCCCCAUUCUUCCUUGGACAUCCUCUCAAGCUCAGUGAGGUUGGAUGGGCAGCAUCGGUGCACAGCUACUUUCAGGUCUUUCCAAAGAUGUUCAAUCAGGUUCAAGUCUGGGCUCUGGCUGGGCCACUCAAGGACAUUCAGACACUAGUCCUGAAGCCACUCCUUUGUCUUCUUGGCUGUGUGCUUAGGGUCAUUGUCAUGCUGGAAGAUGAAGCGUCGUCCCAGUAGAAGGUCUCAAGUGCUCUGGAGCAGGUUUUCAUCUAGGAUUUCGAUGUACUUAGCUGCAUUCAUUUUUCCCUUGAUCCUGACAAGUCUCCCAGUUCCUGCUGCUGAAAAACAUCCCCACAGCAUGAUGCUGCCACCACCAUGCUUCACUGUAGGGAUGGUAUUGGCGAGGUGGUGAGCGGUGCCUGGUUUCCUCCAGACAUGACGCUUGGCAUUCAGGCCAAAGAGUUCGUUCUUCAUUUCAUCAGACCAGAGAAUUUCUCCUGGUCUGUGAGUCCUUCAGGUGCCUUCUAGCAAAGUCCAAGCGGGCGGUCAUGUGCUUUUUACUGAGGAGUGGCUUCUGUCUGGCCACUCUAUCAUAAAUGCCUGACUGGUGGAGUGCUGCAGAGAUGGUGGUCCUUCUUUAGGGUUCUCCCAUCUCCUAAGAAGAACGCUGUCAGAGUGACCAUCGGGUUCUUGGUCACCUCCCUGACCAAGGCCCUUCUCCCCCCGCUUGCUCAUUUUGGCUGGGCGGCCAGCUCUAGGAAGAGUCCUGGUGGUUCCAAACGUCUUCCAUUUCUUAAUGAUGGAAAUCACUGUGCUUUUUGGGAUCUUCAAUGCAGCAGAUAUUUUUCUGUAACUUUCCUCUGAUCUGUGCGCCGAUACAACCCUGUUUCGGAGGUCUACAGACAAUUCUUUCAAUUUCAUGGCUUGGUUUGUGCUCUGACGUGCUCAGUCAGCUGUGGGAUCGUAUAUAGACAGGUGUGGCUUUCCAAAUCAUGUCCAAUCAGCUGAAUUUGCCACAGGUGGACUGCAAUCAAGUUGGAGGAACAUUUCAAGGCUGAUCAGUGGAAACAGGAUGCACCUGAGCUCAAUUUUGAGUUUUAUAGCAAAGGGUGUGAAUACUUAUGUAUACGCAACAUUUGAGUGUCCUAUUUUUAAUGAAUUUGCAAAAUGUUCUGAAAAGGUUUUGGCUUUGUCAUUAUGGGGUAUUUUGUGUAGAAUUUUUGAGGGAAAAAAUGACUUUGAUCCAUUUUGGAAUAAGGCUGUAACAUAACAAAAUGUGGAAAAAGUGAAGUGGUAUGAAUACUUUACGGAUGCACACACACACACUCUCUCUCUCUCUCUCUAUCAAAUAGAUAGACAGAUGGACAGACAGACAGAUAGACAGAUAUGGUCAUUUGCUUUGCUCUUUUCAAUGAAGACCUCCUAAAAAACCAUUGAGUAACAAUGGCCUUAGUAUGCCCUGAAUAGUAAUGAAUCAUGAUUUUUCUCAGUGUAUCAGCCCCCUCCCACACAGCCAUCAUGUACUAUUCAUUGAGAAACUCUUGUAUUCCCCUGCGCUCUCUCACACCACUGGGACUGUCUAAGUUCGCUGUCCGUGGUGCUGAAAGUCGCAUAUAACUGUCCAUGGUGCUGAAACACCCAUCCCAAUAACAGGCACACAGAUUUUGGCUCCUCUUUAGCCUGUUCUCCCUCCUUAGUCAGUGUGCAGGAACAUCUAAGUCACACGAGGAUAAGCUUGUAUGUUUAUCAUGUGACCAUGGAGUACCACUACACAUAUUAGGCUCCUUUGUGCAUUGAUACAGUAUGGUACAGUUUGACUUUGCCGGUCACUUGUAUUUACCAGGAGUCAUAAGAGUGUAGUUGUUAUUUUGUAGAGAGGUGCUAAGGCUGUGUGAGUGCAUCCUUUAUUUGUUCUGAGCUGCAAAAUGAUAAAAGGAAAAAGCUUCCCUUUUUAAUUCGUCUGACCAAUCCUGACUUUUUAUUCUUCUUCUUUGAGUUUAUCUUUAAAAGUAGACUAAGUUUAUGUGAAAAGGAGAUAGACAGUCAUCUCUGAUGGUUGCCGUUUUUACCGCAGAUCUUCAUGCUGGAUUAGGGUUUGAGACUUAACUUUCACGAACAUUUUUAAACUACACCAAAGGUCGAAGUCAACUCCUGCCGAACACUGCAAAACGGCGUUUUUGUCUUGAACGCAGCCCGCUUGUAGUAGCAUUACUUUACAGUUGCUUUCAUUUUUUUCAUCCUCUUCUUUCUCGUCUCGCGAUAGAGCGGCGGAGCGGUUUGACGGGCAGUCGAGGUUGCAGCAGGCAGAGGGAGACGGUGGAAGGUAAAGCAGGGAGGCAGCAUCAUGGCGGACAGAGACAGUGGCAGUGACCACGGAGGGCCCACCGCAGGCCCCGGCUCGCUGCCCCCGGGUGCGAUGGGUGCCAUGUCCCGGCUGCAGCACGACACCGAGGAGCUCGCCUCCAAGCGCGUCGACAUCCAGAACAAGCGCUUUUACCUUGAUGUAAAACAGAAUGUUAAAGGCCGCUUCCUAAAGAUAGCCGAGGUCGGAGCUGGGGGAAACAAGAGCCGCCUCACUCUCUCCAUGUCGGUUGCCGUGGAGUUCCGCGAUUAUCUCGGGGACUUUAUCGAACAUUACGCCCAGCUGGGCCCAACUAACCCGGACAUGGUGCAGGAUGAGCCCCGGCGAGCGCUCAAGAGCGAAUUCCUAGUGCGGGAGAAUCGGAAAUAUUAUAUGGAUCUGAAAGAGAACCAGAGGGGGCGGUUCCUGAGGAUCCGACAGACCGUUAACCGGGGGCCCGGAUUGGGAAGCGCGCAAGGCCAGACUAUUGCUCUGCCAGCGCAGGGUCUCAUCGAGUUCCGCGACGCUUUGGCCAAACUCAUUGACGACUACGGCGUGGACGAGGAGCCGGCGGAGCUCCCGGAGGGCACCUCGCUCACGGUCGACAACAAGCGCUUCUUCUUUGACGUGGGCUCCAAUAAGUACGGGGUCUUCAUGCGGGUCAGCGAGGUGAAGCCCACGUACCGGAACUCCAUUACGGUUCCGUGCAAAGUAUGGUCCAAAUUCGGCAACACCUUCUGUAAAUACGCGGAGGAGAUGAGGAAGAUCCAGGAGAGGAGUAGAGAGAAACGGGCCUCCGAACUGCUAUCUGAGGGCCCACACGGUGGAGAUGAGGCCGACGAUGACUGACGCGGAUUUUAAAAGAGCAGAAAUGAAACAGCAAAGACAAAACUGAACUCUGAGUAAACGAGACUUUUAACUGUAAAAUAGAAAGAGAGAGAAUUUCCAAGGGAAUCACCCCACACACAACCUCCACAGACAUGGCAGCACCUCUGCUGUCUCCUCGCUCAUUUUACUGGAUGUCACCCCACUUACCACCCAUGAAACAGUAAGCCGCUGCUAUCAAGGAUUGAAUUGUAAGAUAUGAACUGUUUCCUACUUGAUUUAAAUGACAAUGAAAAGAGUGUUUAUAUCUCUAUCAAAUGACAGAUUUUGCACACAUCAAAGCUAUUUCAAAAAAAAAUGUUGAAAUGUUUUCAAACUGGUCAUAUGCUAAGUUUUAAUCAAACAUAAAAACAGAGGUCUAUUAUAUAAAUGACAGUCUUCAUGUAGAACGAACAUUUGACAUCAGCACAAAGAGAAUAUAUUGUAGACUUUAUGAAACCAAAACCUGAAACCAGAUAUAUAGUUUAUUAUAAGGUACGCAGAAUUAAUAUGAAAGCACUCAAAAAGUGUAUGAAUUGCAAAAACGCAGCACCACAGGCCUGUAAACACCUGUCAGCAUGCGUACAAAAUCAUGUUCGAAAGAAGUGGCAAAAGUGGGCUAUCGUCUUUAAUGUGACCUUAAACAUAGUGGGCUGAAGAAAGCUCUCCUCUUGUGCUAUAAAAGAAAGGUCGAGAUUAAAAAAAAAAGAAUAAUCGCCUAUUUUGUGCGCCUCAAACAAAUGGGAUAAAUCUAUUUCUGAGCUACUUUAUUAAAUAUCAACCCUCUUGCACCAUGUCCAUAUAAACUUUAAUGAAAAAAGUGCUAACUUAGAUGUAAUAAUUAUGAUUUUGUGAAUCAGCUGUAAAAAAUCCUUAUUAAGAUACCCACGUUUUCUGUGGGUUAAGUUUUUUUCUUUGUUACUUUGUUGUUUUUUUUCCUCUGGGGGGUGGGGGAUGCAAAAGGAUAAGGUCCACUUGUGGGAGCGCCAGGCGUGGAAACAAAAAAAAAAAAAGAUGCGUCAGCGCAGAGCGCGGCAAGGCAAUGCAUCCUCUCUGACGUCAUUACGACCCGUGCCUUAUACACUCCACUCGUUUACGUGUUCUCACGUGGAUGGUCUGUGACCUCGACCGCUGUACGUUUUCAUUUACGAGUGCUGUUAUGUAGGCCGAAAUCUAUUCACACCAGGGCUGCGGAAUCACAUCCCUGGGGUGCGAGGAACACGGGUGGAAAAGUAAGCUGAAGGCUGCUGUUGGAGCAUGAUGAUAGUGGACAGAAACAGAGCUCCAAGCUGGAUCAGGCCCUUCAGAAAGAGGAGGCGCUACUGUUCAAACAGAAACUUUGGAAACUAGAGGGGGGAAAUCGGGGGGCUCUGUGUGAAAGCACCCUGUACCCCCGGUAACUCUAGCAGCAGCCUUGGCCUGGUUGCCUCUCACAGAGUCAGAAUGUCUCUCUGGGACAGAAGAAUGACCCAGGAUGUACUGCCUGUGGCAGCACUGGGUGUGUGGAGGCCAAGUACACUAUAUGCACCAUGAUGUAAAAAAAAUACAGCAACAACAAAAAAGCGUAAUCAGGAGUGGCUGGAUGAGGCUUUUCGUCAGAGUUGAGAUGGAUGCUGUUAUAGGGCCAGGCAGUCAGCCAGCCUAGCGGGCCAGCCGGCCAGUUUCAUGCCGUCAGUCUGAGUGCAAUCCAGUGCAUGUAGAGGUCUCUCAGUGCCGGACUAAGGCAGUUUCUAUCUCUUUAUGGUGCUACAGCCCCUUUAUUGCUCCAUGGGGGCCUCGCAGUUCAAAAUAUGUCACUUUUGCAUUAUUUUUUUCUAAUCCUCUUUUUUUUUCUUCAAAGUUUUUUCUCCUCAUUUUGUUGUCCACAAGGUGUCAGGUUUCUGCCCCCCAGGCUGAGAGGAAGCCGCAGACUUGUGUAGGACAUUUCAUAUUAGUGUGCAAUAUUGUGUGCGUGCCAAUAGUGGCAUUGUAUCACGUGUAUAGACUAUAAAAAAGACGAAAAAUGUAUAGGCUAUGUGAUCAGUAGACAUUCGAAAGCAUGAUGAUAAGGUUGAUGCACCUGCAUUUUAUUUCCAAAAUGUGAAGUCUUUCUUCUCAUGCACUUUCUCAAAAAUGAAAAAAAUCAGACUAGUAGUGAGUUAUUUCCUGUCAUGUUCUGUAAACCAGUAGGCUGCCUCGUUUGUCUCUCAGUAUGCUUAGACUAGGUUGGGUGUUUUACGUCCCCCUACAAGAAAAACCCUUUCCUCCAUCAUUCCUCCACAAACAUCCACAAACAACACAAACAAUAAUGAAUUCUUAACUAUCCCCUAAUCAGCCUCACUGCAGAGGCCCACACCGACAUUACAUAGUAUCAUAGAAGCUCCAGUCUAGUGGUGGCUUAAACACACAUGCACACUGUCUUUCCCCGUUUAGGCCUCCUGUUGCUCUCUGUGCGUUUGGAGGCUGAAUGGUUUUCUGGAGGUGCACAGGGUUCCCUGUCAGUGGAAGUCUAUAAACAGUGAGGAAGCUGAGCUCUCUUGCCCACCGCAGAACAGGUGAACUGCAUUAGACUUUGGCUUACCUGCAGUUCAGCAUGAGUUAAGCAAUCAUGAUUGAACCAAGGACACCUACAAAAAGACAUUUGUCAUAUUGACAUUGAGAAUCACAAUCCUGGUCUCUAAUCCUGUCAGACGCACAGUCUUUUCCUUGUCUGUGACCCUCUCAACCUCUAGGCUCCCUCUGUUGUGAGUUUUAACAAAUAAUGCCCCCAAGUGGCUAUUUCAUCCAUCAGCUAUAUUUAAAGCAGGUUGGCCUACACCACUUAAUGCGACUGAGCUGGUCAAAGGCCAUGUCAGAGUCGCAUGCCAUCAAGGUGGCAUGAUGAGGAAACACAGACUGCAUGGACAGCAGCUUAAGAGACCUCAGCUGGAUAAAAGCUGCUAAUGUUGUUACAGCCUGGGCCUGCAAGACAUACGAGAUAUCUGAGGCUAGGCUACAGUGGAAUGCACUCUUGAGCAAAAUCAGAAUCAGAAGUCUUUUAAAUCCUCGCCUGUAAAUGUCGAUCUGUGUUUGAUUGGGCAUGCCUGGAGUGGCAAGGCCAAGAAAAAAGGUCAAUCUGUUCUACGCAGGACUUUUUGGCUCAGGUUUGUCUCGGUGUUUUGGUGAAAGGCCUUAUGAAGCCUGGCACUGCACUGUGGGGGGGCUUACCAGCAGCAGCCAAGCACGACCUACUGACCCGUCAGUCAGACAGAGCCAGUUAAUACUUUUUUUCUUGACGACAAGGAGGAGAAAUUUCUCUCCCCUCUUGCAGAAAUGACUAUAUCUCUUCAAACUGCCCUACAAACUAUUUAAACACUAUUUCCAUCGAACCUACAUUCAAGCCACCAAUGACUAUGUGCCCGACAAAGCACAUCUGAGGUCGUUCUGAGUUCAUCUAGAGUUCAACAUGAAUCUGGACUUUCUUUGUGAUUCUGCACUUACUCUCCAAAGUGUCCUAGCUUUAGCUUGAUUCAAUUCAGGCCUCUCGGAGGCUCAUGCUACAUGAAGACUGGAAAAACAAUUCUUCCUCUCUCUCUUUCUCUUACGGCCAAAUAUAAGGAGAGCCUAAACCUGCUCAUAGUUCACUUUUUGAAUGCCUCACUCGAUGAAACGCACACAUUUUCUUAACUAUUAAAAGACGUGUCUUGUUUUGUUUAAGACUGUAUUUGGCAGGUGCUACUGGGUCAGUUGUGUUUUUAGUGCAGAAUGAUUGUGUUGUGUAUCAUGACUUGUCAAUUUAGGAAAGUAGCUUUAUCUAAAUUACAGAGGAGGGGUGGGUACUUGUAAUUUUGCUGAAAACAAUGUGAUGGAAUGUGAUUUCUCGACUUUUGAGACCUCACCCAGUGUCACAGCCAAACCUGGAGUGACCUUGCAGCCAUGUUAUAACCACAUUAUAUCAUCAUCCAUUUGUGGGACUCAAAUGCGAAAUGGUUUGAUGAAAAAAGAAGCUUUUUUCCCUGUAUGAAGCGCUAGUGGUCAAGCUCGAUAUGGUUGAAGGUGCACUGAAGCAUAGAUGACAAUUAUGUCUUGAUUUAUUAUACAGCAGUAGCCAUCGUAGCAAUCCCCAAUCAUGAUCUCUGUGAUCACCGCAGGGUCCAUCAUGUCCCAUUUUAUUUGAAAAUGUUACUCUUUUGUUGGUGAAACCAUACAUAGUCAGACCAUUUCUUGCAUUUGAUUGACAGGAAUAAUAAUAAUAAAAAAUCAAAUUGUAGGUGUAACUCUAAAUGCAGCAGUAGUUACUUGUUGCAUGCACUCAUAGUCAGGUUGCUAUGAUGGCUGCGGUUGUAGGUGCUUUGUUUGCUUGUUCCCUGUGUCUUGAAGAGGGGGAUUAUACUUCCUUCUAUGUUUCUGACUGCACUUUAACAGCCACAAGUACAUGACUGAUAACAGCAGAUUUACGCUUAUUAAAUGUGGGUGUGCAAGUAUUGUCUUGAAACAAGUUUAACUUCCAUAAGGUGUUUAAGACAACAAAGUCUGCUCUGCUUUUGGUUACAGUGUUGUAGUCGUUCAUUGGCCAUUCAGAGUUCUUGGUUAAUCACACAGCCAAUUGCAGCCUCUGGUCAAAGCCAAGCACUUUGUGACUCACCACCUACCACCGACAGAGGAGCUCAUUCAGCACGCUUUCUGUUUGCACACACACACACAGACACACACACAGACACACACACACACACACACACACACACACACACACACACACACACAGAGUUGUAGGGUCCAUCAUGUUUGCAGACUGUAUAGGCUACUGUUGUGUUUAGCUGUGAGGAAGUUCUUUCAAAUGAUGUGUGGAGAUGUUGGGAAAUGGAUCAUGGAUUUUAAGGGAUGGGGUCAAUGCACAAUGAACAUAUCCCAUGUCACCAUUCGGUCUAAAUCCCUUUACCAUCCCCAUAUGAGAUAAUAUGUUGUAUCUUUCAAAAAUAUUUUAUCUGUGGUGUGUGUGUAUAUAUAUAAAUAUAUAUAUGGUUUGUUAUAUAUGAUGCUCCUCCUUUCAGAAAAAAUAUAACACGUAAACAGGAAAAACAUAUUGCUGUUUUUUUUCCUUUGUAUUUUAUACUUACAGAAAGCAUUGAAUAAAAUGGAUAAAUACUUGCACUUUAGAUAUAUUAAGAAAAUAAAAAUCUGCAUAUUAUUUUUGAUAGGGAUCUCACAUUCAAAGAGUAUAAAUUACAGGCUUUGUGACUAUUGCUGGACAGAGAUGUAUUGAGUUCUACUUAUUGAAGUAUAUUUUGUCUGUGUGUCAGAAGGUUUACUAAAGUAAAUUGCAUGAUAAAGUAGUGCUACACCGGUAUUGUUCUUUUUUUAGUUGGUAAAAAUGUCUGAAAACUGUGAUAACAACCCUCUUGUAUCAUGUUUAAUCUCUCCUCACCCCUCCUAAAAUAUUUCUUACUGAAAUAUGGCCUUUCCUGACUACAUGACGAUGGUGCUUACUUUGGCUUCGACAUCAAGCUCAUUCUUUACAUCUCAACAUCAUCAUAACUCGCGUCCUUACACUUCAUUACUUUCUGUUAUGUACUCUCACUACCUUAUUAAAUUUCCGUUGAUGGCAAAAAAGCUGUGCUGUUUUGUACAUUGUUGUUUGUUUUAAUGUUUGGGGAGCCUUGUUGUCUGAAAAAUGACUAAUCGCGCAAUAAAAGGUCAUUCCACAUAUUCCUGUCUUUGCACAACUGUCUCAACUCUCCAAUCAAACAGUUUAAUCAGGGAAUGAUUACACUGAUCAAUAUAAGGAGCUUGUAUCAGUGGAUGUUAAAAUUACCCAUGUUUAAUUAAUCCAAAAGUAAAAAUAAUACACACAAAGGUGAAAGCAUGUGAGUCGAUCAGAUUUUAAACAGUCUUCCAGCUAGGGUUAGGGUUAAGGUUGAAAGGUCAAGAGCCAGUUUGUUGCUUCUGUAGUUCAGAAAAUUUUUUCACAGCAAACCAUGACUUGUUGUCAGUCAGGGGAGGAUUUUUAAGUGUAAAAUUAAAUUUGACCAGCUACUGUGGCUCAAAUGUUGUACACGGGAUAUUUGCUUGGAUGUGGGGUUUAAAGAUGAGCAGAUCAGGCAAUUUUUAAAAAUU